UCUCUGUUCAUCUUCAACAGUUUCGUAUUUUGUUUGGAUCGCUUGCAAGUUCCGAUUCUCUGGGCUCUGGUUUCCUCUGUAAAUCGAAAGAUACGUGUACGAAGAAAGCAACUAUUUUGGUGGUUUUGAUUGUAAUUUCGCUUUCUCUGUCGAAAUCUCUCGGAAUUGCUGAUCCCUCGUUGUUCAUUCUCGUGUUGGAAUUUCUCCCCGUUCGAUCAGAAUCUCUUCCUGUUCUACAGAAUUUUUGAAGCUUCAUUAGGCUUUGAAGAUGGCUAAUCAAGGUGGUUCGUCGAGGAAAAGCCUCUCGUUCUCCGGAAACUCGUUCCAGGGGAGGAAGAAAGCUUCCGAAAAUGAGGGCGGAAGCUCCGACCUUCCUUCUCGGAGAUCCCUCACGCCUUCUCGUUCCUCCAUGAGUUUGACCGGCGAGAGGAGCGGAGAAAGGACAGUAAAAAGAUUGCGGCUUUCAAAAGCCCUUACGGUACCUGAUAGCACGACUCUCCAUGAGGCUUGUCGAAGGAUGGCUGCACGUCGAGUUGAUGCAUUGUUGUUGACUGACUCUAACGCUUUACUUUGUGGAAUCCUUACAGACAGGGACAUAGCAACAAGAGUGAUUGCAAGGGAACUUAAUCGUGAAGAAACUCCUGUAUCUAAAGUUAUGACCAAGAACCCUGUCUUUGUUCUUUCUGACACUAUUGCUGUGGAAGCUCUGCAAAAGAUGGUGCAAGGAAAGUUUAGACAUUUGCCAGUUGUAGAGAAUGGGGAAGUUAUUGCCCUGCUAGAUAUAGCAAAAUGUUUAUAUGAUGCCAUCGCUCGGAUGGAACGAGCGGCUGAGAAAGGAAAGGCCAUAGCUGCUGCUGUGGAAGGGGUAGAGAAGAACUGGGGAACAUCUGCCUCUGGCCCUAGUACUUUUAUUGAGACACUUAGGGAGCAAAUAUUCAGACCUUCGCUUUCCACAAUAAUUCCGGAGAAUUCAAAGGUUUUAAAGGUUGGAUUAGAUGAGACGGUGUUAGCAGUAACAAAGAAGAUGGUUGAGUUUCAGCUGAGUUCAGCUGUGGUGAUGACUGGCAACAAAUUACAAGGGAUUCUGACAUCGAAGGAUAUUUUGAUGCGGAUUAUAGCCCAAAAUCUUCCUCCAGACUCGACAACUGUGGAGAAGGUCAUGACGUCAAACCCGGAAUCCGUGACAGUUGACACAUCCAUUGUUGAUGCUUUACAUAUCAUGCAUGAUGGGAAAUUUUUGCAUCUUCCUGUAGUAGAUAAAGAUGGAGAUGUCAUUGCCGUUAUCGAUGUAAUUCAUAUCACUCAGGCUGCUGUUACUACGGCUGGGAGUAUGGCUGGAAUUAGUAACGAGACAGCAAACUCAAUGAUGCAAAAGUUUUGGGAUUCUGCCAUGGCCUUACCUCCUAAUGACGAUGAAGAUGAGUCGAGGAGUGAAGAGGGAUCCAUGAAAUUAUCUUCAGAGAUAGAUGCGGGAAAAUCGUUUUCCUAUUCCAAGACAUUCACUUUCAAGAUCCAGGACAAGAAAGGCAGGAUGCAUAGAUUUAUGUGCGAAACACAGAGCUUAACGAAUCUUAUAACAGCGAUCCUUCAGAGAAUGGGGGAUGACAUUGAUCCCGACCGCUUGCCUCAGAUCAUGUAUGAAGAUGAAGACCACGACCAAGUAAUGUUGGCAUCGGAUAGUGAUCUCUCAGCUGCUGUGGAGCAUGCGAAAGCAAUUGGUUGGAAGGGUUUGAAACUGCAUUUGGAUUACACGAAAAGAAGAGGAGACGAGAGAGUUUCGAGCUCGGAGACUAUGGGGUACGAGCAUUCAAACUCGUGGGCUGCCGCUUACAGAACAGUUGCGGCAGGGGCCGCUCUUGCAGCGGGGCUCGGAGUACUAGUUUACCUCAAACGACACGGGAACUAAACAAAUUCGGUUUCUUGGAGAGGCACAGGUGAAUUCGUUUUUCCUUCAACACAUUGGCUUCUCUUUUCUUUUGUUUCAUGCUAACCAUUUAUAACCUGCGAUGGGAAUCUGUUGUUAACCUUCUCGGUUUUGGAUGAGUUAAAGAGGAAAAAGAGUGAAUCUCUUCUCUCAUCCUUUGCCUAAUAUACACAUACACUAUAUCGUUAUGUAAAUACCGAAAUAAGCGUACAUUUUAUAUGACUGACUGACUAUGAUUCUCUC
Molecule: messenger RNA, 2167 nt
Organism: Tarenaya hassleriana
Lineage: Eukaryota; Viridiplantae; Streptophyta; Magnoliopsida; Brassicales; Cleomaceae
Product: CBS domain-containing protein CBSCBSPB5-like
Exons: 15
Coding region: 269-1906 (545 amino acids)
Molecular function (GO): protein binding
Source: RefSeq, a predicted model, not a curated record